This is a messenger RNA of Pyrenophora tritici-repentis Pt-1C-BFP, 2070 nucleotides long. RefSeq lists its product as uncharacterized. The record is from RefSeq and is a predicted model, not a curated record. NCBI's taxonomy places the organism in Eukaryota, Fungi, Ascomycota, Dothideomycetes, Pleosporales, Pleosporaceae.
AUGGCACCAUCAACGCCACUCAAUUCUAGUGUUAGGAAGAGGCGUGUAGCGAGUCCUGGUUUGGGUAUCGCCAAUCUUCACCUCCCACGCGAAACAACAAUACCGGAAUCUUCCCUCAUGGGCUUGCCCGCUGCAACACAACAUCGUUUGAAGGCCUAUCCAGAAAAAGACGAGCAAACCCGUCAACAUAGACAGCGUAUCGGUCUUCUCGAUCUACCAUGCGAGAUACUGGAGGCGAUAGCUCUUGAGCUCUGCGGAACCCAAUCUGUCAUUGAAUUUGGGCUUGUCAACCGUCGAAUACAUGGAGUCGUCCGCCAGGCCACCGCGCGAAAGCUUAUUGUAUCGAGGAAGAUAAGAGCGUUUAUCGGAAUGCUCGGGAAUCAUCCAGAACUCAUCGACAAAGUUUCCCAUGUUGAUCUAGGCGACUUUGGGUGUAUUCACCAUCAAAAGUGCCUCUGUCUAGGUAAACCUAGUCUCGACAAGCAAGUCCUGGAAGUGAUCGGCAGGGCAAUAGCCGCAAACACCAAUAAUUUGGUGAAGUGGAAUCAUAUUCGAGAAGAAAAGCGAAGUUCUGGGGGUGUAUGGCGCGCACCCCAAGCUUUCUUCAUUAACGUGCUAGCAUCACUUUGCCCGAAUAUCAAGUCCGUCAAGAUUGAGCUCCCAGAAGCCAGCGUGUUUACUUCAAGUCAACCGCCACGCCCUAUCCAUUUGGCUCCCUAUAGCCUACCUUCUCCCAAUCCAGAAUUUCUACCCGUCGCUCCGUUUCAAGGUCCGGCACUCAGGAUAAUGCAACAACGGCUCGAAGUCCUUACGAUUGCAGAAAACACUAGAUGGAAAGGCCCUGCUACUGUGGAGAUCUUAGAGGCACAAGAUCUCACGUGGAGGAAUAUGGGCACCCAUACCAUUACCCUAGCCGGUUUCUCCAAACUAAAACGCUUGGAUGUACCCAUGAGCGCUUUGGGAAGACCGCAAUCCAUCGUAUUCCUCGACCCAACCCGACCGACUGAUACGAUGCGGGAUAAAGCAGCCGAUGCAGCAAGCCCAAGCUCAGUCCGCAAAAUCAACAUGUCGCAAGUGUCAAGAACAAAGGUCAUACCACUUACUAUCAGAUACUUACAUUUACGAUCCUGUGGCAAGUGGACAUUCGCAUUCCUUCAGAGUAUCAACAGUGUUCCUGUAGAAGAUUUCAAGCUUAAGCAUAUUGAGCUUUUCUUCAAUAUAGGACCUCAACAAAUUGUCGCGCAGUGUACGAUCGUGGAUGAGGGCCGAUUUAGCUACAGUCGGGUACUGAUGGAACUCGCUCGCAAGGGUAUCAAGAUCAGCUUCUACACUGGUCCGGAAGAGGUACCUCUUGAUAUGCUUCAAGAGCUCUUGACACUAUCCGCCAUCUCGCCAAUGGAGCUCUGGCGGUUUGCCUUGUCGCGUGUACCUUUCACAGCGUUGAACCGCCAAUGUAGUGUGAAACGCCGCUCUUCUACCAUCGCUAGCCGUCUCUUCCUACGACAUGUGGGUCACCACUUCCAACUUUUCAACAGCCCUACUUUCGAAGCAACAUCGUGGAUACAGGGCGCGUUCUUCCAUGGUGUCAAAAACACUAGAUGGGACCCUCAAUUGCAGGAUUGCAAAGCAAAGGUCCGCUUGGUUGGUUCCCGAGGGAAAUUUGUGAAGGCUUGGAUCACUAGGAGUUUCCCGGCGCUGCGUAAUUUGGAUACCUUCGACUUCUGCUUCCGGGUUUCAAACGAUUGCACCCAACUGCCUAAGGAGAUCUCAUUCUUAGGUGCGACUUUCACGUUCCCAGAGAACGCUCGCACGCAACAAGUCGAGAGAAGAUUGAGCACAAAGACCCAAGAAAGUACAGAAGGAUUCAAGAAAGCCUACCAAGGAACGCAGGCAUCUGGAGGGGAAAAUUAUGUGAAAAGCUUGAUGGAUCCCAUGACGCGGCUGCGAGUAGGACCUGGUCGAAGCAACCUCUCGCAUGAAACGACCACGACUGACUCCAGUUUCCGGAUUGUCGAUUGGAUUCACAUUGAGUGGAAGUCUCUGCUGGAAUUCAAGGCUCUGAAGAUGUGA